Messenger RNA from Cyprinus carpio (common carp), 7549 nucleotides. RefSeq names its product syntaphilin-like. Gene Ontology annotation, cellular component: mitochondrion; cytoplasmic microtubule. The transcript has 6 exons. The record is from RefSeq and is a predicted model, not a curated record. Gene Ontology annotation, biological process: neuron differentiation. Bases 2339 to 4498 code for a protein of 719 amino acids. NCBI's taxonomy places the organism in Eukaryota, Metazoa, Chordata, Actinopteri, Cypriniformes, Cyprinidae.
UUACGCAUCUGCUUUCAUAUCAACCCUCGUCUUCCCUCACUAGGCUCUCAAACAAACCUCACGCGCCAGAAUCCCUCUCACUGUCAGCAGCACCCGCCCCGUCUACUCGCCCUCCCGAGCAGCGGAGCACCGCUGUGGCGGAGUCCUUGACGGGGACGUGCACCCGGGUAAUAACGGCAAAACACCGCUGUUUACACGAAUGCAAGCUGAAUCUCUCCGGUUUGCUGCAACCAGGGAGGAAGACAGAUACAGCUGAAGAAGGAGAAAGAAGGGAGAGGACUGCUGACUCCAUGUCUUCGCCUUCAAAUAAAAGAUCUGGCUCUGGAUCAAGCAAGUAUGGCAUCUUUUGUCUCUCUUGAAAUCCUCUGUCUAACAGACAUUCUUUCAAAACCUUCUAGCUGUGUUGGUGUUUUGCUGUAAUAUCUAACUCUUCUAGCUGCUGUUUAACUCUUUUUAUCACAGUAAGAUCUCUGCUGCAGUUUAAUGACCUUUUGAGCUUCAAGUGCUUCAAUAAUCCUUUCUCUCUUCCGAUGCCAUCAUUAAUACAUCAGCUGUUUAGCAAUUUCAAUCUCUCUCUCUGCUGUCAAGACUUUUUCACCCUACAACUGCCAGGUUGUAUAAAAACUUCCUGAAGAGCCAGUUUAAAUGAUUUAUAAGCACGUUAAUAUACUAGGAUAUUAAACACAUACACACAAAUCUACACUAUCAUUCAAAAGGUUGGGGUUGGUACGAUAAGUCUCUUAUGCAAGGCUGCUUUUAUUUAAUUAAAAAUUAUUUAAAGAUCAAUUUAAUGCAUCCUUGUUAAAUUACAGCAUUAAUUUCCUUUUAAAAAAGGGGCAUAUUAUUAGGAAAGGCAGAAAUGACUUCAAAACAUAACAAGUUCCACCAAAUUAUAGAAGAAAUAUUUGUAAAUCAAUUAUUUAACAAGCACAUUGAUAAAGCAAUAUUUUAAUAAGCAUAUUAUAUAUAUUCCACUUUUUAAAAUGAAAAAUGUUAAUAUUUUAAACCUGAGCAAGAUUAGCAUAAGCAUGCUGGUGUCUCACUUGCUCGCUUUCUUUUAUUAGCAUUAUUUUACAUAUUGAUUGCAGUAAAAAACAUGUAAUUGUACACUUGUAUGAAUUAUACAAUGAUAAAUUAAAUAGUUACGUCUAAAAUUUUGUUUCUGCACUUAGUGUUUAAGCCAUACCCAUAUCCAAAUAACUGAUCUAUAAUAGAGAACUGGAUUGCUCAUGACAUCAUAAAAGUGAAGUCGCUGCGCCUUCAUAUUGGUAUUCCCCAAUAUUCCCAUACAUUUUAUUGAAUUAAUAGGAAAUCGUACAAUUUUAAUGAGAAAACAUCACCUAACGAGUCAGCGUUUUUAUAUCUGAAGUAUCCCUGUACAUUCUUACAACGCAAACCUCCUAAGCAUGUAAAUGGUUAUUUGUUUAAUGUCGGGAAUUUCCCCUGCAUAUUAAAAAGUUACGUGUCCUAUACAUUACCAUAGCGAACAUUAGAUGAACAUGACAAACAUCGGAUGGACAAAUCCAGCAGGGUAACUGCAAAUGUUUUUCUAACAAUGAUUUUGUUAACAGCAUUCAUUUUGAAGCAGUUAAUGAUUUGGUUAAAUUAAUAAUUAACUAAACAUACACAUUUCUCCUGGAAACUAAAAUGCCAUAGAAUUUGUGCCAUCUUGAGGAGUCUUAAGUAGAGUCUGAAAAUAGAUAUUGCUCCCUCAGGACAUAAAAUAAGACACUCAUCGUAACUUAAUCAGAGAAAUAACACUGACGUGCAUAUGCUACAAUUUAAAGACUUGAACCUUUUUUUUCCAAUAUGAUUAGCUUUGAAUUUCAAUAAAAUAUGGAACAAUAUAGUAGCAGGGUUGUAUUGUAAUAUGUAUUGUAUAUCCAAAUCAACUUCAGAUACUAAGACCAGAUAUUCAUGUUUAAUAUUUCCUGCAUAAUUACGUACAUAAAGAAAUAUAUUUUGUGUUGGAUCAGUCACCUGUGUCGGCAGUGUGCAGUGUAAACGAUUUCAAUAUAUUGCUUGUCCUGCCCGAAAAAAAAACAUAAACAUUGCAGAUAACAUCUAAAGUAAAAAUUUAUUGACAUACAAAUAUCUUAAAAACUAAUCCUGUGUGACUGAUACUCUUCAAAUCGGGUGAUUUUAGGUCAGUGUUUUGGCUGUCAGUCAUUGAAGCUCUCAGCCCGAUAGGGAAUAGUAAGAUGGCGGCUCGAACACUUCCGGUGACUUCACAGCUGAAUGGCAGUUUAGAACACGAUGAGCAAUCCAGUCAUAUAUAUAGAUCAGUGGUCCAAAUAUAAAUAAUUAUGUCAUUUCAAAAUAUAUACCAGUAGCUGCAAUGAGUUUUAAUGGUAAUUUUGCAGUAGAGCCCAGCUCUGUGCCUUUUUCUCAUCUCUGUUUCCUCAGAUUCAACCUGCUGAAGGCCCUACAGCCUAAGCACCGCUUGCAACAAAUGCUGUCGUCUCCCACUGCGUCCCCUGUUUUUGACUAUUGCAGGUUUAUAGAGCUAGACUACACACCCAUGGAGUCAGGCAUUAUGGUCUCUAUGAGACAGAGCAGAGGAUUUCUGACACCAAAGUCCCCGGAACACCACUGUCGGCGGAGUCCAGCACCUGUCAGUAACCGUGAUCCCUAUGGAAAUGCCUCUCUCAGCAGCAGUAGCAAUUCAGGGUCAUGCAAGGGCAGCGAUGGAAGCCCGACCCAUAGGCAUCACAUAAAAUACACCUCCUGUAAUGACAACCAUGGUAUCCGGCCCCCUCCACCUGAGCAAUACCUUACCCCACUGCAACAGAAAGAGGUGUGUAUCAGACACCUCAGAGCACGGCUCAAAGAAACCAUCGAAAGGCUGCAGGACAGGGACACUGAGGUUGAUGAGUUGCGUACUCAGCUGUCUCGUAUGCAAGAAGACUGGAUUGAAGAAGAAUGCCACCGUGUAGAGGCCCAGCUGGCUCUAAAGGAGGCACGCAGGGAGAUCCAGCAGCUUAAGCAAGUUGUCGAUGUUGUCAGAUCCAGUCUGGGAGACACCGACACUGGAGUGCAAAAGUGCUUCCAAGACAUAAAUCUCCAGAACCACAAGCUGGAGUCUUUAUUGCAGAGCAUGGAGCUGGCACAGAUCGGGCCCACCAAAACAGGAGAAACCCUGGCAGGUGGAGGGGUGGUGGGGGCAGGGCUGGAGGUCAGCGAGGGCCUGGUGGAGUCUUCCGAAGGCUCCCCAGCUCGCUCGCUUACCCGCAGCUCUACCUACACCAAGCUAAGUGACCAGACUGGCCAGGAAUGUGGUGGUAAUGAAAAUGGGUGUGAUAUUCCAUGUUUGUCAGGCGAGGGCACGCAGGACAGUGGGUUUGUUUGCUGUGGAGACAGUGGAAGAGGAGCAAGCAAGGCAGAUCUGCUUCUGGAGGCUGAGUUUCUGUCCCAAGAGACAGCCUCACUGCUCAAUGCGUACUCCCGCCUGCCACACUCCUCCACCUACGAUGCACUGUGUAACAGUGAGCCUAGAGUUAUGCCUCUCCGCUGCAGUGGGAUCGGGACAGGGACCACUGUUAGUGUAAGUCAUCCAUGUCUGUCGCAUCAUCACCUAUACCUGCAUCACCUGCGUGAGCAAGGAAUUCAAACGGACUAUGAUCAUGCCCCUGCUUCGGCCCCUGCCCAUGGUCCCAGUACAUCCUUUAACUCUGAUCUAGACACUAUUGCUGAGCGAACCUUCCGCUCUCAGGCCUGCAGUCCAACCUCUACCUGGAUGUCUGACGAGGGAGAUGAUCUGGAGUCAGUAGCCACAGAAUCAGCCAUUACAGCAACAGUUGCCACAACUUCUGUCAUCACAGACUUUUCAACUAAGUCUGCACCAGCUGUUGCAAUAGAGCCUUGGGCACCAGCUGCAUCUGUUCCAAAAGUACCUGUGACUUUAGCGUUGAUCCCCAUGGAGUCCUCUGUCAAGGAGACAAUUGAUUCAGAGCCCCUUACAGUCUUACCAAUCACCACAACAGCUUUGACCACAGAGACCAUUGGAUCCCAAGUAACUAACUCUGUUCAACCUCAACCUGUAACAGACCCUUUGCCAAACCCUGGCACCUCCCCUUGCUCCGUGCAGCCAUCGGUUGAGACAGAAUUGGAGCCCCUUCCACAGACCACUCAGCCUCGUAGUGUACUAACAGAGGCUGGGGUUGAAGGGGAUCAUGUCAUAAAUAUAGUUGCAGAUGAUGAUGAAGAUGACGAUGAUGAGAGUGCUACGAACACAGAGUCCAAGUCAUCUGGCUGCGGUUUACCAGCAAAGAACUACUGGAGCCGGCACUUUCUAGUGGAUCUGCUUGCGGUUGUUGUGCCAGUGGUCCCAACAGUGGCGUGGCUCUGUCGGGGUCCACACCGUGUUGGUCAGCCAAUAUACCAUAUUGGUUCUCUAUUGCGGGGUUGCUGCACCGUGGCUCUUCAUUCUCUGCGUAGAGGAGGAGGCCUUCGGCACUACCCCACAGGAGGAGUUGGUUCAGGGGGGACGAGUAUAUGAGACCAGCUCUUCUCUCAGGGGAAGUGCUGAAGCCAGUGAUAUCACUGUUCUUCUGUCAAAUGUGCAAUUAGGGGGUGGUUAACACAUGUAAAAUGAAUCGAGCCAACCAGUGGAAGGAUAGUAUCUGAGCACAGCACCUUAACGCUGUGGUUCUCUAUGGUCUAUUAUCCAAGACAAGAUAAGAAUGAGGAAGGGGAAUCACUAGCAUGUAUUUACACCAACAAAUAAGAUGCUCAUGAAGUUCAGGACUUCAAGUGAGCUUUCACCUUUUUCCACAAAUACUACCCUGAGUAAAGAGGAGGGAUAAAGUGUUCUGAAUGAUGAACUGACACAAUGACAUUAACUCAGCUUUGUGAGUGACACUACAAGAUCCCCUUUAAAAUGAUUGUAUUACCCUUAUUUAGAGUGAAGAGACACAGUAAGUGAUGGAAAGAAACUGUACUUUUGUGCGUCCCUCCUACUGUCACUGCAGAGGGUGUGUUGUAUGUGUAUGUAUUUAUUUAUCUGAGCGAGUGUUGUGUUGUGUUAAUGUACAGUGCAGCCAAAGUACCUGGAUUACUAAUGGCCAUCAUCGUUAUAGCCGUGAGUGCAGUAGUUAGCUGUCCCAUUACUUGUGCCUGUGUGGCAUAAGAGCAGUCAUCUUUUCCCCUUGAGGAGCCAAACAAGCACCUGCUAAGCUAUUUAUAUGCUUUGCAUAUACCACUAGUGUCCUAAAUAAAUGCUGUCACAAAAUGAUACUUAGUCCAUCUGGAGUCUUUUAGACAAUGUAUUAUUUAUUUUAUGAUCAAUUAAGUGGGGAAGUUUGAUGGUUGAGAAAUGUUCAGUAUUGUUGAAUGCUAAAUUGUGUAUUUAAGAAAAGGGUAAUGUAAUAUUAACAGUAAGAAAGAUCCAGCAUUUAGACAAUGAUCAGGGUUAAAUGACUUUAAUAGGGUCAUAGGAGCUUUUUCACUAGAUUCAUUUUAUGAUUUUGUUUUACUGUGUGAUUUUUCACUGUGUGACCAUCAAAAAACUGUCAAAGCCAAAUGUUUGUCAUAGCAAAAAUCUUAUCUUUAACAAUAGGUCUAAUUUUCAUGUCCACUGUUAGACUAUGUUACAACCGGUUGUGCUUGGCCUGCUACAUGCGGGGCUCUAACUGGCAACAGCCAGCAUGAGAGUUGGGACCGCUAAAAACAAUGCUAAAUAAUGAAACAUCUUAACUUAAUUUUGCAUUAAACCCUGCUAAACAUUAGUUGAUAUGCUAAUAUUAUUAAUAACACUAAUACUAAUAUGUUAUUAAAGUAACUAAGUUAUUUCUGAAAUACUAUGUAAUACAAUUCCACUAAAAAGAUCAAAUAAAAGCAUGUUUUGUAUUGAGUUACUUGGUAAAAAAAAAAAAAAAAAAGGUGAAUACAAAUUGAUGAACUAUCUAGGUUUAAAAAUUAAAACAGUGAAAAUAAAUUAAACAUUUACUGCAUGCAGAAACAAAUUUUAUGUAAAAAUUAUUUGCUUUCAGCUUUUUCCAAACAUUUGGCCAUGACUUCAUGUUCCCUAAGAUGUUCAUGUUGACCAUUUAUUUCACUGACAUUUAAUGACGUCAAUUGCACUAUAACUCACUUUAUAAGCAAUUACUUGAAGUAUACUUGAUUGUGAGUUUUUGUCUGUCCAAAGGCCAAUGCAUUCAUGUGUAUUUGUGAUUCAGGGUUAGAUUUCACAGACACCACCAUUUCAAAGAAUCAUCACUGAUUCAUAAAUUCACAUGAAUAUUUAUAAUUUGUAUAUAUGUGACAGCUGGAUUGAUUUGCCAGUCAACAGUGUACCAGAUAAUGAUCACUAAUUGUAGUUAUUUGUGUCUCACAUAUUGUCUUAUCUUCUGUCCCUCUAAAUCAUGAAUAGCCGCUGCCUUUCUGUUUACCUCCACCCUCUGAUAUUGUGUGCAAUAUAUGCAUUGUGAUAUAGGCCUUAUUUGUUGUCUAUUUGCAAAGUUCUCAUUUAAAUUAUUUACUGCUUUCUGUUGUGCAGAUUUGAUGUGGUGUCUGUAAGUUUUUUCAGCGUUUGAUAUUAUUUUUAGCUGCUUGACAGUCUUAAUUUGUGCUUUAUGUGGUGGCAGCUGUGCAUAUAUGUCAUUAAUUUAUAGUCUAGUCAAUGCACUUUUUCACCUCAUUCCAACUGAGCACUUAUUGAAGAACCUUACAGCAGAUUUAAAGAAAUGAAGGCAUAUAUGUUCCUGACUUUUAUGUUUUUGUUUUCUUUUUUGUUUUGUUUUUAUUGUCUCAUGUUUGUUGAAACUAUGAAUGUGUGGCUUUCAGAUAGUUUUAUCUUUUCACUUGUCAGAAUAUGUAACUGAGCUAAAAUGAGAUUGUGAUCAAUUGUUACCCCAAGGGUAGGUUUCCUCCAAACAGCUAUUGUCUGUCAAUGAAAUGUAGGUAAAUAACUAUUGCAUUAGUUAUUUGGCCAUGUAAAUGUUUUAGGCUGAUAUAAAGCUUUGUAUACCUGUUGAAAUGACACAUAAGGCCUUGAUAAGAUUUUCUUGAAUAGUUUGAAGCCAUAUUACAAGCAGAGGUGCAUGUUGGCCCUAUAUACUGGUAAAUUUGAGUAAUAUUUACAUUUUGUCAUAUAUAUUGUCAUAUCACCGUUUUGUUUUUCACUUUGUAUGAGUGUGUGCAAUUUAAUGCGAGAAUUCAUGUUGCAGUAUCAGUUAAUUUUUCUUUCUGCAUUUGAAUGGUAAUUAAUAAUCACAGAUUAUUUGCUGUAAAGCUUCCGAUCCACCAUCAGGAAAUCUAUAGAUCUUAAUAAAUGUUAGUUUACUAAAAGCCUAAAACUUUUAUUAUUUUCUGAAGUUAACAUGCUCUCCCUGAAAGACUGCAUUGUGUCUGAUAAUUGUAACAAAUUGACAGUUUUUCUCCAUAUACCUAGUUUUUGAUGUCAAUGUCAACUGGCACAAUUUUUGUUUAGAAUGUACUUUUGUAACCACAAAAUAUCUUGUAACAGAUGCAUCUCUUGUUGAAUCAUUACUCUCCGAUAAUACAUUUUAAGGUAAGCUGGCAAUAAAUAAUUUGUUUCUUUACUAAUGUA